GAAAAGAAUGGAAAUGAAUUUGACAAACCAGACCAACAAUGGAGAAGGACAAUGUGACAAUCCUGUGGGUCUUUACGCUUAUGCUUGUUUUUACUACGGGGUUCAUGAUUAUCUAAGUGUGAUUUUGUGUUGCUUUGGUAUACCUGCAAACAUUGUCAACAUUGUCAUCCUGACGCGAAAAACAAUGAGGACUCCUAUCAACAUAAUAUUAACUGGAAUAGCCGUUUCCGACAUGCUUACAAUGUUAUCCUACCUUCUGUACGCUAUUCACUUCCGGGUCAUGUAUGGACUUGAUGAUGACAGACCUGGUAAAAACACCUAUGGAUGGACUUUGUUCCUUGUCGUCCACAUAUGUCUCACAAUCACGACGUACACCAUUUCCAUUUGGCUCGGAGUGUGUAUGUCAAUUGUUAGAUAUGUAUACAUCUCUUCACUGGGUACACGAAAACCUGGUGCAGAUGAGCGAAGAUCGUGUAUUCUUGUCACCAUUGUGUUCACACUUUCAAUAAUUGCGUAUAUUCCAAAAUAUGUAACUACAAAGAUUGUAAAUGUAAACUCGACAGAAGUUUAUAGGCUUCAAAGUUUUGAGAUUCAAUCACCAAAUCUUUCGCCAUUACAAACCGCUUUUGUUUGGAUAUUCCUUGUGGUUGGAAAAUGGAUUCCUUGUCUUUUGAUAAUCGUGUUCGGUAUUCUAUUAGUUUGUACCUUGCACAAAAGCAAGAAAAGGACUGAAAAGCUGAAAGGUGCUCAAACCAAAGCGAGGCUGAAGCAGCACACGAGAACGACCGCCAUGUUGUUAGUUAUAAUUCUUAUGUACAUUAUAUCUGAACUUCCCCAAACGAUUGUUUUAGUCAUAAGUUAUGUCAACAAAGACUAUUUGGACUACAUUUUGUUGGGAGAUACAAUCGACAUGAUAUGUUUGAUAAAUAAUUCAGUGAAUAUAGUCCUUUAUUGUGCGAUGAGCAAACAGUUUCGAGAUAUGCUAUGGUCGAGUUUGUGUUGUGUUUUCCGGCUCUCCGACCCAAGGAGAUACACGACAGUUCAGACAACCGUCACACAUACAUGUCCGACAAAGAAUGUCUGCUACGAGCCCUAGUUAGUUUUUCAAUCUGGGCAUUAAAUUCUGGCUGUUGUGUAUGAAUGGCGUCAUAUUUCUCUCUCUCUCUCUCUCUCUCUCUCUCUCUCUCUCUCUCUCUCAAAUUGCAGACAUAUAUUUGAUAACAUUAGUCGUUUCAAAAUUUUGUUUAUUCUGUUCUUUAUGAAUGUAUAAAGAUAACUCAGGGACGUAGUCGUAUGCUGGAAAUUUUAUAUCCUUAUUAUUGAACUGCAGUGUAUUUUCAAAUUAUGCAAAAUAUUGAUUUCAAAGUAGAAUUUCAAAAUUUCUUACCUUUACUCAUGGAUUCCGACAAAAACGAAAAGAAUAUUUUGUGUAGGAGAAAAUAAUUCCUAUCAUUGGAAUAAGAAUGGUAAGAAUUUUUAUUUUAUGUAUUUUAUGCGUUAGGUCCUGGUAUU
This is a messenger RNA of Saccostrea echinata, 1512 nucleotides long. RefSeq names its product G-protein coupled receptor dmsr-1-like. Lineage: Eukaryota; Metazoa; Mollusca; Bivalvia; Ostreida; Ostreidae. Gene Ontology annotation, molecular function: G protein-coupled peptide receptor activity. The transcript has a single exon. The coding region runs from base 8 to 1096 and encodes 362 amino acids. Gene Ontology annotation, biological process: G protein-coupled receptor signaling pathway. Gene Ontology annotation, cellular component: membrane. The record is from RefSeq and is a predicted model, not a curated record.